Molecule: messenger RNA, 1251 nt
Organism: Epinephelus fuscoguttatus (brown-marbled grouper)
Lineage: Eukaryota; Metazoa; Chordata; Actinopteri; Perciformes; Serranidae
Gene: evx2
Product: even-skipped homeobox 2
Exons: 3
Coding region: 1-1251 (416 amino acids)
Biological process (GO): regulation of transcription by RNA polymerase II
Cellular component (GO): nucleus
Molecular function (GO): RNA polymerase II cis-regulatory region sequence-specific DNA binding; DNA-binding transcription factor activity, RNA polymerase II-specific
Source: RefSeq, a predicted model, not a curated record
AUGAUGGAGAGGAUAAGAAAAGAGAUGAUAUUGAUGGAGAGAGGUCUGCACAGUCCCGUCGCAGGGAAGAGGCUCGCAGACACGCCUGGAAAUUCAGUGCUGGAGGCCCUGGAAAACUCUCAGCACAGCGGACGGCUAAGCCCGAGAAUAACUUCGGCGUCUCUCCAUGGAAAUCUUGGGGACAUCCCGACGAAAGGCAAAUUUGAAAUUGACAGUCUUUUCGGCACGCACCACAACAGUGAGAAUACCUCGUCGGCGGAAAUUUCCUCGUCAGAGAGCAGGAAGAAAAUGAGCCUUUACUCCGAAGUUUCGCCAGAAUCAGAUAUUAACAGUGAUGUGGAGGUGGGAUGCCCUGCGCAUCGCUCCCCGAGCCAGCACAAGGAAAACAACAAGGGUUUUUCAGACAGUAAUUCUGGAUCUUCCAACCUAAGCUCAAACUCCCUCCAGAAUAUGAACGGUAACUCAUCGGGAGGAUCAAACAAUUCAAAUAGCGACCAAGUGAGAAGAUAUCGGACUGCUUUCACCAGGGAACAAAUCGGGAGGCUGGAAAAAGAGUUUUACAGGGAAAAUUACGUGUCGAGACCGAGAAGAUGUGAAUUAGCCGCGGCGCUGAAUCUGCCCGAGACUACCAUUAAGGUGUGGUUCCAGAACAGGCGGAUGAAGGAUAAAAGGCAGCGUUUGGCGAUGUCCUGGCCCCAUCCAGCAGACCCCAGCUUCUACACUUACAUGAUGACGCACGCGGCAGCUACAGGAAGCCUACCUUACCCUUUCCACUCGCACAUGCCUCUACACUACUACCCGCACGUCGGUGUCACCGCAGCAGCAGCGGCCGCCGCCGCCACCGGCGCCGCAUCGUCACCUUUCGCCACCUCCAUCCGGCCCCUCGAUACCUUCCGAGCACUCUCCCACCCGUACUCGCGGCCGGAGCUUCUGUGCAGCUUCAGGCACCCGGGACUCUACCAGUCACCCGCAGGCCUGAACAGCUCGGCGGCGGCGUCAGCGGCAGCGGCGGCUGCGGCAGCGGCGGCGGCGGUGAGCGCGCCGUCAGCCACCGGGCCUUGUUCGUGUCUCAGCUGCCACAGCAGCCAGGCGGCGAGCGCGCUGAGCUCCAGGAGCACCAGCGCUGACUUUACCUGCACAGCUUCAGGGCAAAGAUCCGAGAGUGGAUUUCUGCCGUAUUCUGCUGCUGUCCUCAGCAAAACCUCAGUCCCGUCACCAGACCAACGAGAAGAAACUUCACUGAACAGAUAA